Anopheles nili is the source of this 4427-nucleotide messenger RNA. RefSeq names its product centrosomal protein of 164 kDa (gene Cep164). NCBI's taxonomy places the organism in Eukaryota, Metazoa, Arthropoda, Insecta, Diptera, Culicidae. The transcript is spliced from 6 exons. Gene Ontology annotation, molecular function: protein binding. The coding region runs from base 7 to 3606 and encodes 1199 amino acids. The record is from RefSeq and is a predicted model, not a curated record.
UUUGCCAUGACUUCUCUGUCAUUUACUUCUGGUUUUGGCCAGCAAGAUGAUGAAAUCAUCUUUUCGACUUACGAACCUACAAAAGAAGAGAUUCUAGAAUAUGCCGUCAAAAUUGGGAUCGAUCCCGAUAAAGAAACAAACAUCUUAUAUCUUGCUCGGCAAGGAUUAUUACAUCCACUCCCAGAAAAUUGGAAACCAUGUUAUAGCAAACAAGUAAAAGCCUACUACUAUUACGACAGAAUUUCGAAGAAAUCACAAUGGGAACAUCCAAUCGACGUAUUGUACCGAGCAAAAGUAAUUGAUGCUAGAAAAGCAUUUUCGCUGGAUAGGUCUGAUUCAACAUCACUUGGAGAUUCUGGAUUUCGUAGUCUAAAAUUUCAUCAUAGUAAUAGUAAUCAAUUCGACGGUAAUGAACAGUUUCGUCUAACGCCAUCAUCCUCUUCGGGAAACAAUGCUGCUUGUAUUCCACCAUCUACCAGCAGUCCCAUUGGCUUGGAAGAAGUAGACAACGCCAACAAGGAGCGAAAUCAUAUCGGUCGAGUAAAUGCAUCUUGUUUGGGGCAUGCAAACCACGCCAAGGAAGAUAAGAACGAUUUAAAUUUAAAAAACGAAAUUCAAGAAGCUUCUUUUGGAUUGAUUGUAGACAAGCAAAAGGUCGCCUCUGACACAACGAUGGUGCUUUCGUCCAAAUUAUCAUUUAACAUUGGCUCCAGUAUGCGUUUUAAUAAAAGUGACACUGGAGAGUCAUUAGACGCUUCUGCUCUAGACGCUAAAUCUAUAGGUAGCGGUUUUACGAUAACCGGAACUGGAUCACAAUUUUUGAAAUCGAACAAAAAAUCCGAAUACGGAAUAUCGGAUCAGGGUCGAAAACCAGAAUCGGAGAUGAAAGGUAUACUACGAGAUUCUAGUUUAACAUACGUGCGUUCGAAGAACACUCCAAACGACGAUUCUGGAGCCGAUGAAAAAAAAAGUGUUCGUUUUGAUAUUGACCUUGAAGUAGAGCAAACAGAGGUUUCUGCAGCGUAUGGCAAUGAACUAGCAGCUGGUAAAAGUGAUGAUGAAGAAGCCGUCAACAUUAACAUCGGUGGUCAUGAAGAAGGCGACGAUCAGAUAGAAGAAUUCUUAGCGGAAGAAGACGAUGAGGGAGAUGAAGAAAGGCUCAAACAAAUAUCUUCAUCGGACACGUCGGAACAGGAUUCUGAAAUAUCUGUAGGAGCAGUUCUCACCGUCGCAAAUGUUCAGAAUACUAUUAGAAGCGUGCUACCAGACCCGAUAAGUAAUGAACCGUUGGGUCAACGGAAAGCAGACUCUUUGCGCGAUUUAAGACUAACGAUUGAUCACGAACGCGAGCGUUACAAAGCAAAAUUAGAAGAAGAACUAAGUUCGCUUGCUGAACUCGAAAAGACAAACAUAGAAAACGAAUUAGCAAAGGAACGCCGCCAGUACGAGGAGCUACUAGCUAGAGAAAAACAGCGGCUGAAAGAACAGCAUCAGCAUAACAUCGACGAAAUUAAAGAGUUUUAUAAGGUUAAAUUACACGAGAUGAAGACUGAUUGCGAGGAGGAAAAUACCAAAGAGUAUACAGUGUAUCGCGAAACAUUGCAGGAAGAAUUCGAUCGUCGUGUGAAAGAGACGACAGAAACACAUCGCGCUACGAUGGCAACUUUGCAGAAAAAUCACGAUGAAAUCGUCGAAGAGCUAGAGCGGGAUCUGAAAAUGGAAGAAGAAUUGCUAAAGAAAGAACACAGCACCAAUUUAACUGAAAUAAAAAUCAAAUUAACACAUGAGUUGGAGAUGGAGCGACAACGUAUGCGUGAGGCAGGUGAAGAUCGACUGUACGAAAAGGUACGAUGUGAGAAACGUUUACUCGAAGAUAAGUACAAAUGCUUAAAAGAGAAGUAUACUCGUCUCAAAACGGACGUUCGUAUUUCUCUCGAGCGUCGAAAGAAACGCCGUGAGCAACAGCAGCAGCAGCAGCAACACAGUUUGUUAAGUAACAGCUACGAAACGGACGACCGGACGAAUUCCAAGGUGAUGUCCCCAUAUUCUUACGAAGCUGCGAAAGGAAUUUCGGUUCCAUCGUCCUUUAGCACAUUCCUUACGACGGAGAAAUCCUGCAAUAGCAACUCUGUGACAACUGUUAGUUCAAAACGUUUUUUGGCUAAAGGUGCCAAUCUUUCACUGGAAGCGAAAAUGAAGACGCAUAAUUUCAACACCUCGGGGUCCUCAGAACCAAGGCAACCGUCAUCAAUGCUAUACCACAGCAGCAACAACAACAAUAAUAAUAAUAACAAUAAUAAUUUAACUUCUCACGUAGAUGAAUCAAGCCAGAGCGAAAUAAUGCAUUCAAAACCACUGUUCCAAGUAAGAAAUAUUUUCUCAAAAGUCCAGCACGAAGAUAAUUUUAGCUCCGAUUCCGAAUUCAACAAGGUUAGCUAUGAAAGAGUUGUUGUUGAAAAUUCCUGCAGCAGUCCUCAAGCGGCAAUUGCAGUGGCUGUUAAUCGUCCGAAACGAAAAAUCUUCACCAAGACGAAAUCAUCUUCCACGUCUAAGCUUAAUUCGACUAAGCAUGAACAAGAAACAAGCGCUAGAUCGUGCACACCGGUAGAAAAUCUCAGAAUACAACUAAAAAAGCUGGAGGAACUUGAAGAUCAAAUUCCUGACUGUAAUUUGGAUGCUCCGUACCAUUUACGAUACCCGUUUGUGAACGCUCACGUGGAUAAUGGUGAACCGGGGCAUGGUAUAGGUGCUAGCAUCCGAAAAGGUGCUGCUGUUGCUGUAGGAACCGAUAGCAGUGAAUUGGAGUUUAUCAAACAUCGCAUACUUCUUGAAAGAGAUUCCGUCAUGCGGGCCAAGGAAUCUCUACGAACGCAAAAGAAUUUAUUCAAAUCUAAACAACGAGACAAUGCGAUCAAACACGCGCUGAAAAACAAGCAAACGAUGGAUCAAAUAUUCCACGAAGAAAAGGAGUUAACCGAGCUGGAAGUAUCUUUGCAUCGCACACGAGCGUUGCUUGGUGAAAAAGUUAUUAGAUUGCGACAUCUAGAAAACUCCUUACAAAAACUAGCUGAAAAAGAUCGUCCGAUGCGAGCAUCAGAGAACAUUGAUAUUGAAGUAAAACCUAAGGAAACUCUCAGCGAUCUGUCUUCUUAUUCCAGUUCCGGUUUUAGUAGUACUGACGUUCCUACCACUGAACAUCAUUUUAGUGGCUUACGUUCAAAGAUGCUAUCGAAUAAUACUGAGCCAAGUGAUACAUUUAUUUAUUUGAAACAUUUACAUUCAGAGAUAAAGGAAAUUUGGAGUUUGCUAAAUCCAAACGCUGGUACACUAGGUAUGGGAAUCGAUGAAAUGGAUUUUCUGAAUAACGCUACUAGCCCAUUAUCCGGUAAAUAUUUAUGUGACCUAGUUCUUCCACCGAAGCCACCUUCUCCGACAUUUAAUCAACCUUCAUCUGCCACCCACUCGACAGGACAACAACCAAUGAUAAAUCAAACUCCACAUCAUCACUACACGGUAACUCUUUUAGAAAAAACUCGCGACCUUAAGCAUUGGUUGCGACAGGCAAAAAAUGAGCACGAAAUGUUGAAAAAAAAAUCAUUUGCUUAGUUUCCAUUCUCCGUUCUGUAUUCUUAGCAAUAUUGUCCAGUAUGCAAAAUCUUUAAACUGAUAAAUGAAUUUGCAAAACCAAGAAUAAAUGUGCUUUUUUUUUGCUUUUGAGUAACUUAUAUACGAAAGAUGCUUAGAUGAUAGGAAUGAGACAAAGUUGACAAGUUCUAAGUAUGAUGUGAUAUUUAUCAAUAGAUUCGAUCCUUUAGAUUUGCGAAUAUGUAAAAGUCGCGUUUAUAUAGAUAUUUAUGUUAUUUUUUAUAAAGAUAUUUAUGUACAUACACUAUAAAUUAGAGAAAAAGCUGUAGUACCCUACAUAAUCGUAAAUCAAGUAUAAGUAUAAAUUCGAUCAACAACUGUAACGUUUUUUCCCAAUUUUAAAGCACUUCUUAUAAGGCUUUUGUCUUAUUAAGUAUCAGUGAUUCAUAGUUUGGAACCAUAGCUAAUGCUUUAUUAUAGCUAGUCAAACUGAUAGUUUUGUUACAGAUUAUUUUCCUUGCAUAUGUCGUCAAAUGAAAUGAAUAUGAAGUGUUAUAAUCAGCGUGAGUGGUGUCUGAAGCGAAGACAUUAACAAUAUACUGUAUGAAUGGGAAGCAUAUUUUAAAAACGAUAAAUCAGGCAGCCAUACGUGUUUCUAGAUUUCGAUCAAACCACUUUAAAAUUAGAUAAAGUCAACACUUGUCCUAUUUCAUUGCAAUUGUUAAUGAACUAUUUAUAAUAUAAUACAACAAUAACACACUCUGUUUUAUUAGGUAAAAGCAAAGUAGUCUUGUAUAACAUACGACCACGUAGUUCACCACAUAGCAAUCAGCGACAACAGA